AUGGGGCCCCCGGGCAAUAGGGGAUCAUGGGGCCCCUGUGCCCUUGCCCAAACUCAAAAAAGCCUAUGAAAAAGGUACCAGGGGCAUCUCAUGGGCCCCUACUGACCCCGGGCCCUCGGGCAGUGACUGAGUUUCCAAAUGGUCAGUCCGCCCCUGUGGGUAGCUUAACUUUUCAGUCUUACUUCUUCUAACUAGCAUUUAUUUAUAGUCCAGUGUCCUGAUAGUUAAAGUUAUUGUAAAGCCAUUGUUUUUUUAAGCAAGCAUGUUAUAAUUAUUUGCUCUGUGCAAUGGUUUUGCAUAGAGCAUCCCCAAUCUUCCUCCCACUGGUAAUCUUUGCUU
Messenger RNA from Staurois parvus, 339 nucleotides. Lineage: Eukaryota; Metazoa; Chordata; Amphibia; Anura; Ranidae. The record is from the annotation of a GenBank genome assembly.